Lineus longissimus is the source of this 1221-nucleotide messenger RNA. RefSeq names its product vacuolar protein sorting-associated protein 37B-like. NCBI's taxonomy places the organism in Eukaryota, Metazoa, Nemertea, Pilidiophora, Heteronemertea, Lineidae. Gene Ontology annotation, biological process: protein targeting to membrane; protein targeting to vacuole; ubiquitin-dependent protein catabolic process via the multivesicular body sorting pathway. The record is from RefSeq and is a predicted model, not a curated record. Gene Ontology annotation, cellular component: ESCRT I complex. The transcript is spliced from 5 exons. The coding region runs from base 159 to 785 and encodes 208 amino acids.
AUUUCGACAUUGUCAUUUGUUACUGGGUUAUACCAAAUUGUUCAUCUUAAGACGCAUCAAGUCUUUCUAAAUCACCCAAUUUCCAUAUGAAAGAUGCCAAUGAUGCAAUAGAUAAUUCUUCUUGAACACAAACAAUUGUUUUCGAGGGAGCUGCCAAGAUGUAUGCAAGUCAACGCCUGCAAGCUGGAAAUGUUACAAUGGAUGAAUCGGAAGGCCUCGGCAUUCUCAGGCAUCUCAAUGUGGAAGAGUUGCAGAAGCUGCUGGAUGAUGAUGAUCGUUUGAAUGCAUUGAUAAAUGAUGUACCACAGGUUAAAAAUCUUGUUAGUGAAAAACAAAUGUUGAUGGCAAGUAACAAGAGUUUGGCCGAGUUCAACUUAUCAAGAGAACCUCGAUUAAUUCAGGGUAAAGAGAGAUUAGCCUCAGCUCAUGAGCAGGCUAAGCAACUACAGGAAGAAGUACUGGAGAACAAGGGAAAACUGUUAUCCAAUGAGGAUGAUCUGACGUUGGACACAGCACUGGCAAUGCUACAGACAAAGGCAUCCAAGACUGAAGAUGAUUCAGAGGAUUUGGCGGAAAAGUUGCUGGAUAAAUCCGUUGACAUUGAAAUAUUUCUAGAUUUAUUCAUACCCAGGAAAACCUUGGCCCAUGUCAGAAAAGUCAAAGCAGAGAAAAUGGGCGAGUUAGUGCGAUCACAAGGGACACAGCACCCUGGAGGAAAUAUGCACCAGUGGAACCAUCCAGGAGGACAGGGAAUGCCCGACCCCUCGCAAUUUAUGCGUCGGUGAUCACUAGUGUUAAAACUGUCAACCAAAUGACUGUAUUCUAGGGCAUUUUCAUAAUGUGUCCAGUGUAUAUAUCAUCUGUAGGAACACGCAAAUCUGCAAGAAAUAUUACUGGAUAUUCAAGCAGAAUAACUGCUUUUAGAUCUCUAUGAAAAACAUGUCUUUUUGAACAUAUUGCAUGUAUUGGGCACUUUGUAAUGAAAUGUAGGAGGAAACCGGAGGUUGGAGGUGUUGAUCCAUUGGCCUCGUUCAAGUUCUUCUGGACACACGUAUUGUAGGACAAGGGUUCAAAACAAAUCCUUUUAAAAUUUAUAUGAUACUUUUCUUGGCUUUUAUAUGCCUCCCACUGUGGUUCAUUAUUUUAUUUAUUAAAACCACUGUUUGGAAAAGAAUGUGGAUGUUGUAGACAUUGGAAAUAAAACUAUAUGGCUUUUACUAA